Messenger RNA from Babjeviella inositovora NRRL Y-12698, 1047 nucleotides. RefSeq lists its product as uncharacterized. The record is from RefSeq and is a predicted model, not a curated record. Bases 29 to 874 code for a protein of 281 amino acids. Gene Ontology annotation, cellular component: 90S preribosome; nucleus. The transcript has a single exon. NCBI's taxonomy places the organism in Eukaryota, Fungi, Ascomycota, Pichiomycetes, Serinales.
CUUAGGAUUAGCAUCCAACACAAACACAAUGUCUGCUGCUGGAGACGAUUUAGAAGACGGUCUUGAAUACCUCGUUGACUCCGAUGUCGAUGAAGGUGUGGCUCUCCUGGGGGAGCCAACCUCCGACAACGAAGAAGGGUUCUCCAUCGAUAAGGAAUCCAAGGCCAAAAAGAGAAAGAGAGACGAAGACGGCAAGUUACUGAACAAGAAGAAGAUGAAAAUGGAAUACGAUGUGCAGCAGAAGCAAAAUUUGUCCAAGGAAUCUACCGAACAGAUCGCCGAUUUCGUCAACAACAAGCUUAGAAGGAUGAACCCUGACUUGUCUGCCUUGGAGUUGGACGAAUUGUACUUUAACAAAUCCUGUUUCAGAAGCACCGCCGAUUGGGACCAGGAAAGAAACUUGGAGGGCGUGGAAAAGUUCAUCUUGAAGCACUUCAGCAACAUGUUGCCAGAGGGUGUGGCCGGUAAGAAGGCCAAACUGAAGAGUAAGAAGAAGCCGCUGCCAGCUGCUGUUGUUGCUCAGGAGAGAAAGUUCAUCACCAUCUUGUCCAUGUCGGCCAUCCGUGCCUGCGACGUGCACCGAGCCACCAAAUCCAUUGCUGGGUCCUCGGUGAAGCUUAUCAACAAGAACAAGAUCCAGGAGGACUUGAAAAUCUUGCCAACCACCAGGUCCAGAGUCUUUGCCGCAACCCCAACCAGAUUAGUCAAGGUUUUAGAUGCCGAAGAUUCCCCUUUGAAGGCUGAGGAAUUAAAAAUUAUCAUCGUCGAUAGCACCUACUUGGACACGAAGAAACAACAUGUGUGGGACGUCAAGGAGACAUUGGAGGUGUUGAAGAGAUUGACCAACGCUGGGUCGAAGAUUUACUUGUAUUAAGUAUGGGUUAAUGUGUACACUAGGUCCCUGUGACGUAACGAAACUAUGAAACGGUUAUAGAAAUGACAGGAAGAUGCCAGCCUUUCAAGAGGCUAGGCCUGAGAGAUAUAGUGUCAGAGUCUUAUACAACGAUGACGUUCGUAUCUACAUAGUCAUCUGUACGCUAAAAAUAG